CAAGGUUAUUCGAUAAAGUCAGUUUAUAUUGUGUACGAAAAUACAUACACGCAUGGAAAGUUUUCCACCAAAUUGAAUCAGUCCCGUCAUUAGACGUCUUUGAUGUUAUAUAUCGACUGUUCCGCUUCAGGAGUUUUACGGUGGCGUUUUCUGUUAGACGUUUGAAAAAUGUACGUGCAUUCUUGAUUAACAAAACAGUUUAACAUGGAAGACUAGGGACGACGCUUUAAAAUACAUUCUUGCUGUAGAAAGGAAAGACACAACGCUUAAGAAACAACUUAAACCAAAAUUGGAAUACUUUCAAAUAAAUCAAAGACGGAAUGAAAGUUAUACUUACAUUUAUAGUCGUGUUUUGUGCUUUUGGAGCCGUCCUCGGCCAAUGGAGUCGCCAACAGCCCUACUAUCAAAGUGGACCAGACAUGACGAUGGCACUUCUGUUAGGGCUAGAUAUGAAUGACCUCUUUGCCUACCAAGCCUUGACAGGGAUGGGUUUUGGAAUGGGUCCGAUCCUUCCGCAACGACCAAGCGCGCGAAACCAAGUAUUAAGGGACAUAACGACGCUUCAAAGACUGGGGAUUUUGGAAGGCGGCACUGAUGGUCCAGAUCCCGUCGGUCGAAGAGGUGGCGGACGGGCCCGUGGUGGAGAAGCCGCGGGUGAGGGUGGUCCCGGAGGAGAGGAAGCUGGAGGGAGGGGUGGUGGUCGAAGGAAUCAGAAUCGAGGUGGUGGCGGCGGCGGUGGUGGCGGCGGUGCAGCUGGUGCCGGUGGUAAACGUCGUGGCGGUGGUGGCGGCGCUGGCGGCGGUGCUAGAGGCGGUGCUGGAUCAGGUGGAAAAGCCGCACCGAACCGUCAACGUCAGCGACCAGUUAGGGCGCAGUAAAACGGAUUGUUUCAGCGCGUUACCUGUGAAUGUGAUUUCCGAGUGAAUAUGGUCGAAAUGGACGCCGUUCAGAUCAAGAUUUCAUCGACACAUCAUGGCAACUAUCUCUUAUAGGGCUUGAAGAAUUGCCGGUGCCAAUGUCAUACUCAAAAGAGUCCUUCGCUAGGAUCACCACAUACAUGCUGUCGCCGUUUAUUGGUGUAAUAUGUCUAUGGUAGUGAGAAUGGUGUAAAUGUUGCGAGUGUCGCCAUUCAUAUGUUUGAGUAAUAUUUCAUCGCGGAAGACAGUGAACAGCGUGUAACUUGGGGUUACAGUUUCUCUAAGUCAUUUCGUUUUUUACAUAGGGUAUUAUCAUUUAAUAAAUUAUAUAAUAAUAUAUGUGAGAUGCUCGAAAGCCAAUAUACAAUACAACAUAAAAUACAGUGAUAUCGCGUUUAGUCCACGCCAAGUUGAUUUCACUUAAGCCUUAUCUGUUAAGUAGGUUUUGGCCCUUAGAAAAUAAAGACCUCAGAUUUAAAACCAAAAAAUAUAGCGAGAAAAAUGCCUUUAUGCAUCUGAUAUUACAUUUAAAGAAAGUAAAUUCUAAAACAGAAAGAAAUGAUUAAGCAUUUGUAAUAAUGAAAAAAUAAGAAUUAUAGUGUGUUUGUUUAUUUUUUCUGUCGACAUUUCUGCCUGUUAGAUAUGUUUAGAAAAUGCAACCUGUCGCUAAACAUUGAAAAACCUUAUAAAGAUUCACAUGUUAUCUUCCGUAAAUUCAGCUAUGUUAUUUCGAUUAUUAAAACUCGUUUCUGGCAUAAAUGACUGCUUGUUUUACAUUAUCGUGAUGUUUGUCUUGUUGUUCUUCGAAUAUAAAGGGUUGUUAAAAUAAAGUUUAAUCAUA
Mya arenaria is the source of this 1758-nucleotide messenger RNA. RefSeq names its product acanthoscurrin-1-like. Lineage: Eukaryota; Metazoa; Mollusca; Bivalvia; Myida; Myidae. The record is from RefSeq and is a predicted model, not a curated record. The transcript is spliced from 3 exons. Bases 321 to 878 code for a protein of 185 amino acids.